Rhinocladiella mackenziei CBS 650.93 is the source of this 2337-nucleotide messenger RNA. RefSeq lists its product as uncharacterized. The transcript has 6 exons. Gene Ontology annotation, biological process: glycerol-3-phosphate metabolic process. NCBI's taxonomy places the organism in Eukaryota, Fungi, Ascomycota, Eurotiomycetes, Chaetothyriales, Herpotrichiellaceae. Gene Ontology annotation, molecular function: glycerol-3-phosphate dehydrogenase (quinone) activity. Bases 1 to 2337 code for a protein of 778 amino acids. Gene Ontology annotation, cellular component: glycerol-3-phosphate dehydrogenase (FAD) complex; mitochondrion. The record is from RefSeq and is a predicted model, not a curated record.
AUGGUUGCUCCAUCAUACCGUGAUCUCUUGAAAAGACUCGCUGCAGUUACCAUACCCUCAGCAGCAGGGGUAGCUCUUUAUUCUAAUUGGCCAUCCUCCCAUCGAAACGUUCCACCAUUCAGGCUGGCCAGUAUUUCCGGUGAAGACCAGAUUGUGCCUCCUACAUUCGGCCCUGGAAUUUCUCGUGAGGAUCAACUGAGGAGAUUGAGGAGUGAUGGCAGUCAUAAAUCCAACGGCGAGAACUCCCCUCGUUUCGCAUCAAUUCCCAUAGAUUCGACGACUCCUGUACAGAAGUCUGGAAAGCCGGCUACAAAUGAUGAGGAAUCAGACCCAGAAGAUGUGCCGAAACAGAGUGUGAACGAGUUUGAUAUACUUGUUAUUGGUGCUGGAGCUACAGGCUCUGGCAUUGCCCUUGACGCAGCUAGCAGAGGAUUAAUGGUUGCGUUGGUGGAUCGAGACGACUUUGCAGGAGCGACCAGCAGUAAGAGCACCAAACUCGUACAUGGAGGAGUUCGAUAUCUCGAGAAGGCAGUUUGGCAGCUUGAUUAUACCCAGUAUAACUUAGUCCAAGAAGCACUGCAUGAACGGGCUACAUUUCUGCACAUCGCACCGCAUUUGACAACAUGGUUACCCGUCAUGCUACCCAUUGAUCGAUGGUGGAAGUUACCGUAUUAUGGGGCCGGCAUCAAAAUGUACGAUGUCCUUGCAGGGUCGCAGAACGCGCCGCGCUCGUAUUUCUUGAACAAAGGGAAGGCAUUGGAGGCGUUUCCUAUGAUCCAGCCAGAAAAGCUAGUCGGUGCACUCGUUUACUAUGACGGGUCACAUAAUGAUUCUCGUACCAAUAUUUCCUUGGGGGUGACCGCCGCAGCAUAUGGCGCCACAGUAGCAAACUAUGUUGAGGUGGCCGAUUUGGUGAAAGAUGACCACGGAAAAUUAAUCGGCGCAGGUGCGAGGGAUCUCAUUGCUCGCAAGAAUGGUGAACCAUCUGAAAGAUUUCUCAUCAAAGCAAAAGCCAUUGUGAAUGCGACCGGACCCUUCUCAGAUGCAAUCCGGAAAAUGGACGAUAAAAACAGUGAGGAUAUCGUCUCACCCAGUGCGGGCACUCAUGUGAUAUUGCCCGACUACUAUAGUCCUGACCGCAUGGGACUCAUCGAUCCAGAGACGCCGGAUGGCCGAGUGCUAUUCUUUUUGCCCUGGCUGGGUAAUACCAUCGCCGGAACCACGGAGUCGAGCUGUACCGUAUCGCAAAAUCCCGACCCCUCGGAAAAAGAAAUCCAGUGGAUACUCUCCCAAAUACAAGAAUAUCUCUCAGACACGGUCAAGGUACGGAGGGGAGAUGUCCUGGCCGCUUGGUCAGGUAUUCGACCUCUCGUGAGAGACUUACGUGCCAAAGAUACCCAGUCUCUAGCACGAAGUCAUUCGAUCUUGGUUUCUAAUUCAGGCUUGGUCACUUGCGCCGGUGGAAAAUGGACCACCUAUCGCCAAAUGGCGCAGGAAACCGUCGAUGAAGUGAUUAAGCAGUUCCAUCUAACGCCACGAGGCCUACCGAAGAAACCACAGAUAAGUGGCUCGCAGGGUAUUCAAGAUGAUGCACACUUGGAUGGAACAUGUCAGACUCGCAGACUACAGCUUAUAGGCUCCCAUGGUUUCUCCCAGAUGCUCUUCAUCUCCCUUAUCCAGCAUUUCGACAUCGAAACUGACGUUGCGAAACACCUCGCCGAGUCAUACGGUGAUCGGUCGUGGACCGUGGCGGCCCUCUGCUCUCCCACCCAAGAAUUGUUUCCAGUUCGUGGCAUACGCCUCUCGCGACUUUAUCCCUUUGUCGACGGUGAGGUCCGCUACGCCGUCCGCUAUGAAUCCGCACAAACAGCGAUAGACAUCCUCGCCCGCCGCACAAGGCUCUCCUUUCUCAACGCACAGGCCGCUCUAGGCGCUCUUCCUUUGGUUAUUGACAUCAUGGCUGAGGAACUGGGCUGGUCUCGGGCGCGAAAAGACCUUGAGUGGGCAGAUUGUGUCUCCUUGUUGGGCUCUUUUGGGUUACCGCAUAGUAAACUUGGGUCUUCCCGUCAAGAUGUGGUCAGGAGUGAGGCUCCGUCCGUACCUCACGAAUUCGAUCUGUACGCACGCCACGGUAAGAAUGUCAUAGUCUUUCCCUGGACCACGAAGUGUACUGAUGAGUCAUCCGGACGAUACAGACCAGCCAGCUCCCACGUUGAAAACCGAGAUCGAGUCAUCAAAUGCGAUGCUCGGUCGAGACUCACCCAGGCCGAGCGGGGAAUGGCCCUGAGUUUUGGAAAGCAGUGUCCCACAAGUUCCCUACUGCUUCAUGUUAGUUAA